CACCGGAACCCAUUCCUGAAGAAGUUCGAGCAAGAAGACUAACAGGACGUUAGUGAAAGGUUAGUGUGACUUUUACUCGUCCAGCCAGUAAAAUUUCAGCCAUUCCAUUAGUCCCUGUCUUGAAUUUUUUCCCCCUCUUUUGUAACUAUGUUCAUGGAUGAUGCCCGUUCAUGCCGCUCUCGUGAACAGCAGCGUUAUGGCAACUGGUAGAGACGCUGUCGUUCUCCCUUACCAGUUUGAGCCAGAGUCGGACCCAGAAGGAGAGAUAUCUGAGGAGGGUCAAACUCUGCGGCUGCAGCAGGGAGUUUCUGCAUGGUGCACCUGUGGAAACUGUGAAACCAUGCCAACAGAAGCUGAAUGUGUUUGUUGCUUGGAGAUCCCACAGGUCACCAGGCGGCUACAGGAGGUUGAUGAAGACCUUACAUGUAUGGUAGACCAUCCAGGGUUUGAGCCGGUCUGCCUAAACAUAUACUCCCUGCAGAAUGCCAGCCAAAUAUACAGAGCUGACUAUGGUCGUUUGCAGCUCAGAGGCAUACACCGGUAUGAUUUACUUCACAAAAUUCGUUUCAGGUAUUUGGCAUAUCGCAGCUUUGUGAGCUGGUGCUGGGGCUUCCUGGGACAAAGAAUUCGUGUUGUGAUUCCAGCUUGUGUGGUACUGCGAAUCCACAGGGAAUUCCCUGAUGCAGAAGGCCACUAUGUGGGAUUUAAACUGGCCCUCGAUUAAAUCGGGACACAUAGCUGGCAAUGACCUCCUCCUUCUCAGGCCGCUCAUACUGGGCUGUGAGGUCCUCCGGUACAUGGAUGGACAAGAGUGCAUCUGUGUACGGUGUCGUGUCCACAAGGACUUUUUCAAAUAUGAGGUCCAUCAUGUCAGCAACAUACCCUGUUUCACAAAACACAAGCAAAAAGAUGAUAUUUAUUUUUAUUGUAAUUGAAAAAUUUCUUUUUUGGAAAACACUAAAACUGUGCUAAAUACAUCCUGUUAUAUCCUGUUCAAUUUUUUUUAUUUAUUUAUUUUUCAAAAGUUAUUUUUAUUGUGCUUUGAUUUUCAUUAUUUAUAAAAAGACAUGACAGCCAUAAUUAUAACAUCAAGUUCAAAAUA
Melanotaenia boesemani (Boeseman's rainbowfish) is the source of this 1102-nucleotide messenger RNA. Its product is annotated as P2X purinoceptor 7-like. The coding region runs from base 158 to 724 and encodes 188 amino acids. NCBI's taxonomy places the organism in Eukaryota, Metazoa, Chordata, Actinopteri, Atheriniformes, Melanotaeniidae. The record is from RefSeq and is a predicted model, not a curated record. The transcript has 4 exons.